UGGGAUGGUAUCUCAUUCUACAGUAUUACCUUGAAGUCCAUGGGGAUCCAUUUGCAAAUUGGACACACUUCUGGUGUUUGUUGUGACAGCCCACUCUCUGCUUUUAACAAUGACUUCAUUAUCAUCAACUACAAUGGUAUCUAUAAAGUGGGGUUAGAUUUCUGUGGGUGUGCAUCUGCCCAGCCACACAUUAUUCAACUACUACGUGUUCACCUCUUUCCUGCCAUAACAAUUGAUCCAAAAAUAGCUGUGAUGUUUCAGGCACUGGAAUACUUUCAGAUGUUGUCUUUCAAGUCCAAAGUUUCCAUGUUUGAAUUUUACAAAAUGGCUGCCCAUUUGAUGGACAAUACAGGAAUUCAUGUACCAAAGCAUUGUUAUGAGGCUAUGUUGUGCAUGAUGCAAGAGUGGCACUUCAUCAAGCAGAUGCAAUGUGCUGGUCAAGGUCAUUACCCUGAAGGCAUCGUACCAACUGAACCAGGUGCAUGUGCUGUUUUGUGUCCUGCAUGUCCACAUGCCGGCAAAAACCUGCCAGAUAGAUAG
This is a messenger RNA of Suillus paluster, 540 nucleotides long. RefSeq lists its product as uncharacterized. Lineage: Eukaryota; Fungi; Basidiomycota; Agaricomycetes; Boletales; Suillaceae. The record is from RefSeq and is a predicted model, not a curated record. The annotation marks the transcript as partial. The transcript is spliced from 2 exons.